Molecule: messenger RNA, 1097 nt
Organism: Saprolegnia parasitica CBS 223.65
Lineage: Eukaryota; Oomycota; Saprolegniomycetes; Saprolegniales; Saprolegniaceae
Exons: 5
Coding region: 29-1078 (349 amino acids)
Biological process (GO): RNA (guanine-N7)-methylation
Cellular component (GO): cytosol; nucleus; tRNA methyltransferase complex
Molecular function (GO): protein binding; tRNA (guanine(46)-N7)-methyltransferase activity
Source: RefSeq, a predicted model, not a curated record
CGCGCCACGAGACAUUCAUUUGUUCAACAUGCUCUUCACGGCCAAGAAGUCGCUCGUCGCUUGCGCGUAUGGCCAAGCCAUCUUCAUCUACAACGGUGCGUCGUCCUUCCUUCUCUCGACGGCGUCGCAGGUCGUGGCCAUCGCCUUGAACGCCGAGGCGACCUUGCUCUCGGUCGUCACGCAGGACAAGAAGCUCACGGUGUACGAGAUGAACUCGACGCGCGGCGAAGUCGUCUCUACGCGCGAAGUGCCGCGCAACACGACGAGCAUGGUCGCGGCCGCGUACGGCGGCAAGGAAGCCAUCCUCGUGGGCGGCAACGCCGGCGAGGUCAACGCGUACCCGCUGCCGGACGUGACGGCGGGCGAGAAGAGCCUCCUUCAGCACACAACGUCGAUCAUCACGGACGUCGCGAUGAGCGUCGACGGCAAGUACCUUCUCACGGCGGACCGCGACGAGAAGGUCCGCGUCUCCCACUUUCCGGCGACGACGCUCGUGCAAAACUACUGCUUGGGCCACCGCCAAUGCGUGCGUCAGAUUGCGACGUGCACCGUGACGCCGUCGCUCUUUGUCUCGGUCGGCCUCGACGACGCGUUGCACCUCUGGGACGUCGAGACGGGCGCGCUCCUCGAUGCCUUUGCGCUCGACACGUCCGACACGAAGCACUGCGGUCUCUCGGUGUGCCCGCUCACGAACCGCAUCGCGCUCGUCCGCAACACCGACAUGGCUGUGCGCUUCUUUAGCAUCAACGCGGACAAGAAGAUCGUCGCGUUGCCGUUGAUGCUCCCUGAAGCGAGCCAACCCUCGAACGUCAUCUUCAACGAGAGCGGCCACGUGCUCGUCGGCUACAAGGCAGCGCCGUUUUUGCAGCAGUUUGAUAUUGCCGGCGAGACGCCCGCGCUCAAGUCGAUUGCUGGUGUCGAUGCGUUCGCUGCGAUCGCCGAGACGACCGUCCUUGGCGACGUGGACGAGGAAGACGGCGACUCGGACGACGGCGAGCUGCGCAAGAAGAAGCUCAAGCCUUCCCACUGGAAGAGCAAGAUGCCGGGCCAUAAGGGCAAGGAGACGACGACCGAAUAGAGUGCUAUAUUGACCUUGU